AUGUUCCAGCCAAAUCCAAACCGAAUUCCUCUAUUCUACCAGUCACCAGCUUCAUAUGGAGUCAAUGUAGGCAACGCAAACUUGCCUGAAUACACGUUUGCACCCAGUCCGAUGGGCCAGGGCAGCGGCGGCAGCGGCAGUAGUGGUGGUGGUAGUAGUGUAGGCGGGGGAGGAGCCAACAACCGCAGUCCAGGCCUGAAAUCGGGCGCCGCUGCUGCGACUAGCAGUAGUAGUAGCGGUAGUACGAAUACAACUGCUGCUGCUAGUACUGCACUCACCUCACCCAUCUUCUCUAGUCUUUACGACCACCACAACCUCAACCACAGCCAGCAGCAGCCGCAACAACAACAACAACAACAACAACACCAACACCAACAUCUUCGGUUUCAACACCACGGACUGCCGUCGUCGCCAGAUCCUCCCUCUUAUCAUCAUAACCAUCACCAGAAGCAGGAGCAAAACCACCAACACCAUCCCGGAUACGCGACUUCUUACGAUCAAGGAUCCUACAACGUCAAGAUGGAGGCCCCAAGCGACCUCGCCCAGCAAGAGGCCGCUGCCCGGGACUAUCAGCCUGAGCUCAAGGGUCCGUAUGUUAGCGACAAAAAGUCGAGUCAAGCAAUCACGGAAGAAUAUGCCAAGGCAAACCCCGUUUACGUUGCCAAAACUGUGGCAUUGCCCCUGACGUACACAACCUACCGUCAGAUCCAGGGUGAUGGUAAUUGUGGCUGGCGAGCCAUCGGCUUUGCGUACUUCGAGAAUCUGGUACAAUGUGGUGACAUUGACCACCUGCAAACCGAGUUUGCUCGCAUCAUGUCGCUGAAUGAAUUUAUUCAACAUACCGGCGGCUUUGAUCUUUACUUAUUCGAGGACAUGGUCGAGCCGACGACAACAUUGUUUGAAGAAGUAAUCAAAGCCCUCGACCAAGGGCAGGACGCCAUGCCGAUUGUGCUGGACAUGUGGAAUGGACCGGCCUCCGACGGCAUGAUUUACCAUCUUCGCCUACUCGCGGCAUCGUGGUUGAAAGGCAACCUACCUCAAUACGAGGCCUUCAUUACAGGAGACGCAACUACUUACUGCGACCAGUGGAUCAUGCCUGUCAACAAGGAGAUAGAUCAGAUUGCUCUUGAUCUUCUGUUCAAUGUCUUCCUUAAACCAGCUGAUAUCGUCCUGGAGAUUGCAUAUCUUGAUACGAGUCCAGGCACAGAGGUGAAUACGCAUCGAUGGCCUGACGAAGCCAAGAGCAAGGACCCAGCGGAACUGGGUUUCAUGAUCAAUCUUCUUUAUCGUCCUGAUCAUUACGACAUCUUGUAUCGCGAGCAAGUUCUCGCACCUCAGCCUGCUGCGCCUCCGGCUGCUCCUGCUUCUGUGCAAGUUAAUCGAGUCUCGUCAUUGUCCCACCAUCAUGACAUUCAGAGCAAUGUAUCUUCUCUUGGGGCCUUUUCAACUAUGAAUAUGGGGGCGCUGUCUAUGAUACCUGGCUUUGGUGUUGGAGGGCCGCCGCCGUCUUCGUUCCCACCGCUUGGAUCUCCACCAAUUUCCCCAAUGGAAUCAGCCUUUAGCCCACCGGCUCAAACAUCAUGGAUUCCACAAUACACGGAAUCGCCAGCUGUGGCUCAAUCGCCGUUGUCACCAACACAUAGUGUACCCUCGCAGCCCUCACCUCAACCUCAGACACAAGAUGCAACGUCGCUGACAUCGUUGCGCUUCAGCAAGCACAUGUUUCCAGUCCCUGGUGGAGCUGAAGCAUCUCCACAGCCCCCAGAUCCUGCUUUUCAGGUCCAAACUAAUAUCUUCAAACAAAGCUACUACAAUACAGCUCACUAUAACAAUCCCCACUUCCAGCCUGAGGAAUACAAACCGGACCAGGACGAGGAUGCGCCCACGGGUAGAAUGGCUAACCGGAAAAAGAGUUCUUCUUAA
Messenger RNA from Pestalotiopsis fici W106-1, 1923 nucleotides. RefSeq lists its product as uncharacterized. Lineage: Eukaryota; Fungi; Ascomycota; Sordariomycetes; Amphisphaeriales; Sporocadaceae. Gene Ontology annotation, molecular function: ubiquitin binding; cysteine-type deubiquitinase activity. The coding region runs from base 1 to 1923 and encodes 640 amino acids. The transcript has 4 exons. Gene Ontology annotation, biological process: protein K48-linked deubiquitination. Gene Ontology annotation, cellular component: nucleus. The record is from RefSeq and is a predicted model, not a curated record.